This is a messenger RNA of Colletotrichum abscissum, 1977 nucleotides long. Its product is annotated as TFIIH p62 subunit domain-containing protein. The record is from RefSeq and is a predicted model, not a curated record. Gene Ontology annotation, cellular component: transcription factor TFIIH core complex; transcription factor TFIIH holo complex. Bases 1 to 1977 code for a protein of 658 amino acids. The transcript is spliced from 2 exons. Gene Ontology annotation, biological process: nucleotide-excision repair; transcription by RNA polymerase I; transcription by RNA polymerase II. NCBI's taxonomy places the organism in Eukaryota, Fungi, Ascomycota, Sordariomycetes, Glomerellales, Glomerellaceae.
AUGGCGAUACCGUCAGGUCGUACGGCCUUCAAGAAGAAGGAUGGUGUCUUGACCUUGACGCCGGAUCAACAGUCCGUCAUCUGGACUCCAGCACCUGGGAAUGGCCCGCCUACGGUCUCCCUGGUCAUUGCCAAUAUCUCAAAUUUGCAACAGACACCAGACAGCGCAGCAAAGGUUAUGCUCAAAAUCUUUGAGAAGCCUCCAGAUGCAACAGAACAAGUGCCCUACCUCUUCCACUUCACAUCACCAGAAGCCAGGUCUGAGGCCAACGCCAUCAAGGACCUGCUCUCGAGGCUGUUGGCCGAUAUCCGCUCCGGCGAUCCCAAUGUCCCCAAACCCUCCGGCAACUCAACCCCGAACGCGGCCAACGGCGCAAAUGGUGCCAGCGGUGGUGGCGGCGGCGCUGGCGGCGGCUCGUCCAUGGCGUUCGCCAGCUCCGCCAACGCGAAGCCCAACAGCGCUCGCUGGUUCGACGACGCCCAGCUCAAGGGUGACAUUGAGCUGCAGCAGUCCCUUAUGAAGAAGGACCGCACUCUACACCAGACGUACAUGGACGCGCGCGCGACCAAGCCCGAAUCGAUAUCGGACGCGGCCUUUAACGCCCAGUUCUGGUCGACGCGCACAAACUUGCUGCGUGCCCACGCCAUCGAGGUGAACCAACAAAAGGGCGCGUACAAUGUCCUCCCCGCGAUAAAGCCGCGGCUGGAGAACGACGUGCUCAAGCUCGACAUCACCGUCGAGAUGGUCCAGCUCAUCAUGGCGCAGCACCCGCUCGUCAAGCGGCUCUACGACGAAAAUGUGCCCAAGGUCCCCGAGAGCGAGUUUUGGUCCCGCUUCUUUCUCAGCAAGCUCUUCCGCACGCUGAAGGGAGAUAGGAUCACGGACGAGAGAAAGGAGGGUAUCAAACGCGACGCGCUGUUUGACGCCCACGAUGCCAGCGAGAACACGACGAUGUUCCAGCGCAAGAGCAUGGCGCAGAGCGUGCCGCACAUCAUUGACGUCCACGGCAACGAGGAGAACCAGGGCGGCUUCCGGAGCGGGAACCAAAAGGACGUUGAGAUGCGGCCGCGCAAGAACGUGCCCAUUGUAAAUACCCUUAACAGUCUUAGUGAGCGUAUGCUCGCCAACGUGGCGCCCUCAGACCGCGAUACCGGCGCCGAGGCCGAAGAAGACUCGACGUGGGCGGAGAUUGCCCUCCGCGACCUGCGCGGCGACGCAAAGGAGAACAAAAUCAUACUCAACAUCAAGGAGCAGAACCGCUUCUUUGCGAAAAAAGACGAGGCCAAAUCCGCAAACGCCCUCGCUUUCGCCAAGCAGAACCCCUCGGACGUCCUAUUUGACAUCCAGACCGACCUCGAGACCAUUGAGACGGACGGCGCCGGCGGCCUCAACCUCCGCGCGGGCAUCGGCAUCGUCGACGACAGCGACAGCGACGACGGAGGAACGCGGCGCCCGCCCCACGUCGGCUCCCGCGCCGCGCGCAAAGCCGCGGGCGACGACAUCAUGAAGGGCAUCCGGCAGCGCCGCGCGCAAAAGUACGGCGACACGGCGGCGGACGAGUCCCGCCCCAUGGGCCUGCCCGUCGAGGUCGCGGAGCGGUGCCAGCUGACGCACGCCACGACGGUCGAGUUCCUGCACCAGUUCUGGAAUGCGUUUCUGUCGGGCGACCCGGACCGCGCCAACGAGCUGCAGUACCUCGUCGAGUCCCUCAAGCGCUCGGCCGAGCGUAUCCACGCCGUCGCCGACGAGGCGGAGAAGACGCGCGACGACAUCAUCCGGGCCAAGAAGAAGGAGAUUAUGGAUCACUACAAGGCGACGGGGAAGAAGAUUCGCGGGUGGCGGCCUGAGCAUGAAAAGGGUGGCAGGAAGGCCGUGCUGGCGAUUAUGCAGCCGACGCUCGAGGCGCUGAAGAGGGCGCAGGGUGAUUAUCAGCGGGCUCUUGCUGCUGAGGGGGUUCAGCUUUCCACCGAGGCCUGA